ACUAAAAAAAACGCGAGUGAUUUUCCUCCCUCCAAUAAUCUCCCAACUUUCUCCAUCAAACUCCACCUCCUUCUUCAACCUUUUUCUAAACUAUUCACUUUCCGUUAAUUUAUUUUCUUAAUUUCACCAUUAAUUUAUUUAGAGCUUCUCUUUUCUUUCUUUUUAUAUUAUUUAUUUUUAUCUUCAAAAAAAUUCCAGAAAAUUGAGCUUAGAACCAUGAAUUUGAGCUCCAUUAAUGGCGUUUCGAAAAAUUUCUCUGAUUCAGAUCAAUCUUUGGAUACCCCAACUUACCAAAACAGAAAACGCGGUUCACGGAAACGGGCAACUAGGGUUUCACCUUGGAAACGUUUUAAAGGAUUGGGUUUUUUGAUUGGAUUGUUGGGUUUGUUCUUCCUUGUUAAUUGGUGGAUGCUUUCCCGCCUUAAUCAUUCUGGGUCUGGUCCAGAAAUUAGUUCUUCUGCAGAAAAUUCCAAGUCUUCUGUGGUUAUUAAGGAAGAUUUGGGAGACAUAAUUAAAGUAAAUAAGCCUCAAAAGACACCAUUUGGCAGGCUGUUGAAAUUGGCUGCGCAUGCUUUGGCAGAGGGACAAAAUAAGCCAGAACCGAAAGGGUUGUGGGAAGAGCCUUAUGAUCGCGCUUCCAACUGGAAGCCCUGCGCUGAGGAACGUGAUUGGGAACCUAGUGAGGGAAACAAUGGAUACAUUAUGGUUACUGCUAAUGGUGGGUUGAAUCAACAGAGAGUUGCGGUGUGCAAUGCUGUUGCUGUUGCACGAUUACUUAAUGCAACUCUCGUACUUCCCAAAUUUAUGUUCAGCAGUGUUUGGAGAGAUGUGAGUCAAUUCGGCGAUAUCUAUCAGGAGGAGCAUUUUAUCAACUACUUAAAACCUGAUAUCCGGAUAGUGAAGGAACUGCCUAAAGAACUGCAGUCUCUUGAUCUGGAUGCAAUUGAUAGUGUGGUGACUGAUGAAGACAUCAUGAAGGAGGCGAAGCCAAGCUAUUACCGCAAAAAUAUCCUUCCUCUCUUGUUAAAAAACAGAGUCCUCCAUUUUCUUGGAUUUGGAAACCGCUUGGCAUUCGAUCCAGUUCCAUCUCAGCUUCAGAGACUCCGAUGCAGAUGUAAUUUUUAUGCACUGCAAUUUGUCCCUAAGAUUCAAGAAGGUGGUGCGUUGAUUCUACAAAGAAUAAGGCAAAACUCAUCAUAUGCUGGACCGUUGGAUAAUUAUCUUCUGGGUCCACAUGCAAAGAAAAUGGUGAAAGGAAAAAGAGGUCAUUCUGUGAAAGGCCCAAAGUACCUUGCUUUGCACCUGAGAUUUGAAAUCGACAUGGUGGCUCAUUCACUUUGUAAUUUUGGUGGGGGUGAAGAAGAGAGGAAGGAGUUGGAAGCAUAUCGCCAGAUUCAUUUCCCUGCAUUGACACGUCUUGAGAAGAAUGACAAGUUACCUACUCCUGAUGAACUUAGGACAGAAGGUCUUUGCCCUUUAACACCUGAAGAAGCAGUACUUAUGCUUGCCGCUCUGGGUUUCAACCGUAAGACGCAUAUAUUUCUUGCGGGUGCUCAAAUUUACGGAGGACCAUCAAGGCUGGCUUCCUUAACCAGCCUGUAUCCACAUUUGGUUACAAAAGAAAAUUUGCUUUCACCAUCCGAACUUGAACCAUUCAAGAAUUUUUCAUCUCAGUUGGCAGCACUGGACUUUAUAGGUUGCACAGCAUCCUCAGCCUUCGCCAUGACAGACUCUGGGAGCCAGCUGUCAGCUCUAGCUUCUGGUUUUCGGAUGUAUUAUGGGGGAGGACAGAUGGCAACAAUACGGCCAAACAAACGGCGACUUGCAGACAUAUUCUUGAAAAAUUCCACUAUAGAAUGGAAAGUUUUUGAACAGAGAGUGAGGAAAGCAGUGCGACAAACUAAACAAGUCCACCGACGGCCAACAGCAAGGAGUAUAUAUAGGCAUCCGCGUUGCAAAGAGUGUAUGUGCUUGUUGGAGUAGUUUUCUGUAGUUACCAGCCAGAGAAUAUUUGUUGUACAUUAAUAUUUUUCAAGUUAUAUAUAUCCACCAUUGUUCUUGCAUAGAUUACAAGGUACACUGAUUUUUUCUACCCAUCAGAGGGAAAUUACACAGUACAAAGUGAGUUCCACUUUGGCAAGCAGCGAGUUCUGAUUGUGUUGAGUUGUAGUGUUGUACCAUUCCUGUACGAUACACUAAUACAGAUUUUUUAUUCAAUGCUGAAGAUGUUAUUUCUGUUUGUUGCGUA
Messenger RNA from Spinacia oleracea (spinach), 2248 nucleotides. RefSeq names its product O-fucosyltransferase 15. NCBI's taxonomy places the organism in Eukaryota, Viridiplantae, Streptophyta, Magnoliopsida, Caryophyllales, Amaranthaceae. Bases 217 to 1983 code for a protein of 588 amino acids. The record is from RefSeq and is a predicted model, not a curated record. The transcript has 10 exons.